Messenger RNA from Notolabrus celidotus (New Zealand spotty), 2959 nucleotides. Its product is annotated as UPF0524 protein C3orf70 homolog B. Lineage: Eukaryota; Metazoa; Chordata; Actinopteri; Labriformes; Labridae. The coding region runs from base 352 to 1227 and encodes 291 amino acids. The transcript is spliced from 2 exons. The record is from RefSeq and is a predicted model, not a curated record.
GCGCCGUUGUUCCGUACGCGCGUCACCAGCGCACAGAGGAGCUUCCCGACGCGAGGGGAGGAUGGAGAGCUGUGUGGAUCACGACCAUUGGAGGCUGUGAAUCUUACAUUACACCACGCUAAUUAACGUUCUUCUACUUUUACAGGAUAUGUUUCCACCUUUUGUAUGAGCAGUAAGUUGGCUGCUCUGGAUUCAGAGAUCCAGCACCGCCUUUCGCGUCUUUCUCCCAGCUGAAAGGCUUCCUGGGCUUCGUGGACUGUACACCCUCGGCUCGGUUCAUCACGGUUAUGCUUUAGUAUACUCGGACGAAGCUGUGUGGGGGUAUUUUUUUAAUAUCCAGGACAUGUUGGCAUGGCCACCUCGGGAUCACGUAAGUGUCCGAAGAAUGAGAAGUUGGACGAGGCGCAGGCUCUGGCCAAAAGCUGCGCGGGGAGACCAGACUUCCUGCCUUGUGAUGGACUCUCCAUCUGCGCGACGCACAGCCACGGGAAGUGCUUCAAGCUGCACUGGUGCUGCCACUUAGGCUGGUGUCACUGCAAGUAUGUGUACCAGCCCAUGACCAAUGUGUGCCACCUGCCCAGCACAACCGUGCCGUCUGUUGAUACAGAGUACAGUAACACCAUGGACCUGUCUGUCUCUCUGGCUGAGCGCUUCCUGAAGCUGGCCCCCUGCUUCCAGUCUCCCCCUCACCUGGAGUCGCCCAAAUACUGCGUCAUAGCUGAUCUGUUUGUGGACGACUACAUCGUCAAACGUAUCAACGGGAAGAUGUGCUACGUGCAGCGCCCUCCGCCUCCUAUACCAGAACCACCUAACGCUCCAACCCCUCCCCCACCUGCUCCACCUACACCUCAGAGGCCCCAGAAACCCACUACUCAGCCUCGGCAACCAGUAAAGCCGGCACCGCCAACCCAUCACACACCUGCACCCGCACAGUCGGUCCAGCAGGCGUACAGUGAACACAAACACCCAUCUCCUGUGGAUAAGAUCAAAGGCCCCAAAAUGGACCACUGCUCCUCUCCGUCCAGCUCUGAGGACUCUGGUAUCAACGCACUGGGUCUGCACUAUCUGGAGUCCUGUGAGGAGGAGAGCGAGGAGGAAGAGGAUGAGGAGCUGAGCACGGAUGGGAACUCCAGCCCGGGCAGUCUCUGGGAUCAGGACGACUGCUCUCUGCUCUCCCCGUCCAAGUCUAUGAUAGAGAUCAUCGAAAAGAUAGAAACAACUGUGUAACUUACAACAACCUCGAAACAGACAUCGCUGGGAAGGAGCCCGAUCAAAUGGAGCAGCAUGAUUUUACUGAGGAUGGUUCCUGCAGGUGGUUGAGGAUUGUACGUCUGCACUCCCACACAGCCUCUCCUCUGUCCACGAACCCUGCAUGGAGUGAAUUUCUAGAACUUUUCAGAGGAGAAAGAGGAAGCACAGGAAUAAAAAGCACAUGCACAGUGGACCAAAAAGACCUCUUGUACAUGGUAAUUACAUGGUGACAAAUCUAAGAUACAAAAGGAGUCUAUUAUAGGUGCACUUACAUCAGAGGGAAGUAAGAAAAAGUUACUUCUUUUUUAAGCAUACAUUACCAGAGCUAAAUUAUGUAGAAACAGAGGGUAUAAGUGGGUUUGGUGAUGAUAAUAAGCAGUUAGAGGAUUCCUAGUGUUCUCCAGUCAUCAAUCUGGCAUUCAGGCUUUAUUCUAAUUCAACAUUUAAGUGGCAGAUAAAGCUUGCCAUUUCUGGGUCUCUGGCCGGUGGCUCCACCCACACCUAUUAGUAAUUCUGACACUUCAGCGUAAUAAGUACAAGGCCAGCUACCUCUCAUGGGCCUAAAGCACAUCAGCCUUUUCACCCGAUAAUUACUCAGCUUAAAGCAGCAGGGACACAGCUGCUUUUAUCAUGUUAUUAUAAAAAUUCCAGGGCCCACAGUUAGUCUGCACUUUACUGACACUAACACACGCAGUAGAUAGAUAGGGCAGUGUUUGACAAUCAAGGAUUACACAAAAGCACAUUCCUGUACUGUACCUGCCAGUGAGCAUCAAGGAUGCUCUUAUACAGCCUCUUAAACCAUUUAUCAGACAUUUUUCCAACCAACUUUUGUGGUCACGCUGUACUGAAACCCAGUGCUGCUCGAGGCUAAAUGAGGCGUUAAGCGAAACAUGACUCGUUUUGACCUCUAUUUGCAGAAAUUAAAUUGCACUGAUGUGUCUCUGGCAGAGCUACAGUGACAAAAAGUAGGAGUCACGUUGUCACGGCAGAAUCUUGUAGGACACUUAGUGAAGGGGGAAUAUUCCUUAUAUAUACAUAGAUAUAAACUUAAAUAAUAAUAGAACUGCAUUGUUAUUUCUUUUUCAGGCUUGACAGUGAAAUGUCUUGUGUUUCCAGCUGACAGGGGAGUCUGGGAAAGGUGUGCAGGCUAGGAUGGAUUAGUAUGUCACAGUUAUUUUGUGCAAUAGGGCAGAGAAGUGUCACUUAAUGCACCUUUAAAAAGGAGAUGACAGUAGGAUACUGAAUAGGUGUUGUGAUGUUGUGUUGGACAUGAUGUUAGCAGAAAUGCACUCAAAUAUCAAAUAUGAGAGACAGCCCCUUAUUAGCCAGUUAGUAAAAUGAAGAUGGGCUGGGUAUUUUAUUUUGUAUCUUUUAAAUGUUGGGAGUUAUUUCCUGGGAUGUUAUCUGCAAAACUCACUAAAAAUGUUCACAAUUAUUGCUGCAAAGCUACACAAGGUGUAAAAAUAAAAAAAGGAAUUUUGCAUGACUGCAUUCAUUUGCAGAAGGCCCUCAUGUCCAAGACCGAUUUGACAAAUUCAGCUGUUCAAAGAGAGGACAAAUUGUGCAUCUGUUCAUCAAAUAAAAUGACUUCAUUCAGGGACAGGCCUCAACAUUACACUGAACACAGUCCCUCCCUAAUGCAGUUAAAAAAAUGUCUGGCUCAUUAUUGUUAUAUUAUUUUCAUAUGAAUAAACCUCAAUGAAAAAUA